Molecule: messenger RNA, 682 nt
Organism: Hibiscus syriacus
Lineage: Eukaryota; Viridiplantae; Streptophyta; Magnoliopsida; Malvales; Malvaceae
Product: 60S ribosomal protein L23A
Exons: 3
Coding region: 141-596 (151 amino acids)
Biological process (GO): ribosomal large subunit assembly; translation
Cellular component (GO): ribosome; cytosolic large ribosomal subunit
Molecular function (GO): rRNA binding; structural constituent of ribosome
Source: RefSeq, a predicted model, not a curated record
UCGUUUCCUAUCCACAGGUCUCCUUUCCUCCUCCACCUUUUUCAUUUCUUUCGAUAUUGUUAAAAAUGAUUUCCGGCUCAUUUGUUUUGUAAUUUUUUCACUGAUGCAGGGUUUAGAAGGGGUUGAGGCAGCUGUAAACAAUGGCACCCAAAGUUGAGAAGAAGGGAGAUCCAAAGGCACAGGCCUUGAAAGCUGCCAAAGCAGUGAAAUCUGGACCCACUUUUAAGAAGAAGGUCAAGAAGAUCCGAACAAAGGUUACUUUUCACAGGCCAAAGACCUUGAAGAAAGAUAGGAACCCCAAGUAUCCACGCAUCAGUGCCCCACCAAGGAACAAGCUUGAUCAUUAUCAGAUUCUCAAGUUUCCCCUCACAACUGAGUCUGCAAUGAAGAAGAUUGAGGACAACAAUACUUUGGUGUUCAUUGUUGACAUCCGCGCAGACAAGAAGAAGAUAAAGGAUGCUGUGAAGAAGAUGUACGAUAUUCAGGCCAAGAAAGUCAACACCUUGAUCAGGCCUGAUGGCACAAAGAAGGCAUACGUUAGGUUGACUCCCGAUUAUGACGCCUUGGAUGUGGCCAACAAAAUUGGAAUCAUCUAAGCAAUUGGUGACUAUAGCUUGUUUUGAAGGGUUUAUUUUUUUCCCAUUUUGUUGCAAAGAGAGAGACAGAUACUUUUGAGAGACUA